Messenger RNA from Symbiodinium sp. CCMP2592, 759 nucleotides. The record is from the annotation of a GenBank genome assembly. NCBI's taxonomy places the organism in Eukaryota, Dinophyceae, Suessiales, Symbiodiniaceae.
AUGGAGAACCUUGCUCCAGAGCAGGCAGAUACUGACAAGGAUGGAUCAGGUGCAGCCGGCAGAAGGCAGCACCUAAACGACAUCACCUUAGACUUCGGCGCAGGGGCAUCGCUAUCGGCAUGUUCAGCUUUGCUGCGCCUUGCUUCCCCAGUGUUCGACCGAAUGCUAGACUGCGGCAUGAGGGAAGCACAGCAAAGCGUCAUCAAGGUGGAAGUUGCCCAACUGGAGGACUUCGACUUCUUUUACAACUUGCUCCGGCCAGGUGCAUGGAACGCAGACAAGGUGACCGAAGCGAAUGUCGAUGCCCUUCUUGCCAUAAGUGACUACUACCAGGUGGCCUUCCUCAAGACCACCUGCGAGGACAGGCUUCUCAGUCUGCCUGUGACUUCGGGCCGCCUUCUACAAGCCCACAAGCGUGGCCUUACACGGCAGUAUGAGCGAUGCAUUGCGUGCCAGGCCAGAGACUGCACCCCAGAGGACUUGGUGGACCUCUCUCGGACCUCACCUGAAAUCAUGCUUGACUUGGCCUUGCGAAUGCGGGAAACACAGCAGCAGAUUGGCGAGAUUCGCGCAAUGAGACCCACCUUGGCGAACGUCAAGUACAUGGCAGAAAAUUACAUUCCAGAGUUUCAGUUCAAUCGAAGUGGCUACAUCUCACGAGCUCUGAAUGUGUCUGAAGUCCAGAACCUAAGCUAUUUGCGCGGGCAUAUUCCAGUCGCCUUGGAACCUGUGCUAGAUCUUCUGGACUCUUUGGAAUGA